Messenger RNA from Manis javanica (Malayan pangolin), 9754 nucleotides. RefSeq names its product bromodomain and WD repeat domain containing 1 (gene BRWD1). NCBI's taxonomy places the organism in Eukaryota, Metazoa, Chordata, Mammalia, Pholidota, Manidae. Gene Ontology annotation, biological process: cytoskeleton organization; regulation of cell shape; regulation of transcription by RNA polymerase II. Gene Ontology annotation, molecular function: protein binding. The record is from RefSeq and is a predicted model, not a curated record. Gene Ontology annotation, cellular component: nucleus.
GGCGUGGCGGUGCGCACGGCAUGGCGGCAUUGGCGGCGGCGGCGCGUCAGAGGUAGAGGGACGCCGGCCCGGUCAGGCCUCGGCGCGGCCUACACGCUUCGUUCGUCCUCUCCCGCCCCGCGCCCGGCCAUGGCGGAGUCCUCGCCCGCCCGACGGCCGGUGCCCCUCAUCGAGUCGGAGCUGUACUUCCUCAUCGCCCGGUACCUCUCGGCCGGCCCGUGUCGGAGAGCCGCCCAGGUGCUGGUGCAGGAGCUGGAGCAGUACCAGCUGCUGCCGAAGAGGCUGGACUGGGAGGGCAACGAGCACAACAGGAGCUACGAGGAAUUGGUCUUGUCCAAUAAGCAUGUGGCUCCUGAUCAUCUGUUGCAAAUCUGCCAGCGCAUCGGUCCUAUUUUGGAUAAAGAAAUUCCACCCAGUAUUUCAAGAGUCACUUCUUUACUUGGUGCAGGAAGGCAGUCUUUGCUACGUACAGCAAAAGACUGCAGGCACACAAUUUGGAAGGGCUCUGCCUUUGCUGCUCUUCACAGAGGAAGACCUCCUGAAAUGCCAGUGAAUUAUGGUUCCCCACCAAAUCUUGUGGAGAUACAUCGAGGAAAACAACUCAGAGGGUGUUCUACUUUUAGCACAACAUUUCCAGGAAUUAUGUAUCAGCAUAUAAAAAUGCACAGAAGGAUUCUUGGACAUCUAUCUGCUGUUUAUUGUGUAGCAUUUGAUAGGACAGGACAUAGAAUCUUUACAGGUUCAGAUGAUUGUUUGGUGAAGAUUUGGUCAACACAUAAUGGCCGUCUGUUAUCCACAUUAAGAGGCCAUUCUGCAGAAAUCUCAGAUAUGGCAGUAAACUAUGAGAAUACAAUGAUCGCUGCAGGGAGCUGCGAUAAAAUAAUCAGAGUGUGGUGUUUAAGAACUUGUGCCCCUGUAGCUGUACUCCAAGGACACACAGGCUCAAUUACAUCUUUACAGUUUAGCCCAAUGGCCAAAGGCUCUCAAAGAUACAUGGUUUCUACUGGUGCUGACGGGACAGUUUGUUUCUGGCAAUGGGAUUUAGAAUCCCUGAAAUUUAGUCCACGGCCCCUGAAGUUUACUGAGAAGCCUAGACCAGGCGUUCAAAUGCUUUGUUCUUCGUUUAGUGUUGGUGGUAUGUUUUUAGCCACAGGUAGUACUGAUCAUGUAAUCAGAAUGUAUUUUUUGGGUUUUGAAGCACCUGAAAAAAUAGCAGAACUUGAAAGCCACACUGAUAAAGUUGAUAGUAUCCAAUUUUGUAACAAUGGUGAUCGGUUCUUAAGUGGUAGCAGAGAUGGAACAGCAAGGAUUUGGAGAUUUGAGCAGUUGGAAUGGAGAAGCAUUUUAUUGGAUAUGGCUACCAGAAUCUCAGGGGACUUAUUGGAAGAAGAAAGGUUUAUGAAACCUAAAGUCACAAUGAUAGCUUGGAAUCAGAAUGAUAGCAUUGUUGUCACUGCUGUGAAUGAUCACGUCCUCAAAGUGUGGAACUCUUACACUGGACAAUUGCUUCAUAACUUAUUGGGACAUGCUGAUGAAGUGUUUGUUUUGGAGACACAUCCCUUUGAUGCUAGAAUUAUGUUAUCUGCAGGACAUGAUGGCAGCAUAUUUAUAUGGGAUAUUACAAAAGGCACCAAGGUGAAACAUUAUUUUAAUAUGAUUGAAGGACAAGGGCAUGGAGCUGUAUUUGACUGUAAGUUUUCACAGGAUGGACAGCAUUUUGCCUGUACAGAUUCUCAUGGGCACCUGCUGAUAUUUGGUUUUGGUUGCAGCAAACCAUAUGAAAAGAUUCCUGAUCAGAUGUUCUUCCACACUGACUAUCGACCACUGAUUAGAGAUUCUAAUAAUUAUGUCUUAGAUGAGCAAACGCAGCAGGCUCCUCACCUUAUGCCUCCACCAUUCUUGGUAGAUGUAGAUGGAAAUCCUCACCCAACUAAGUAUCAGAGAUUAGUGCCAGGCCGAGAAAAUUCUGCAGAUGAGCACUUGGUUCCACAGCUAGGCUAUGUCGCAACAAGUGAUGGAGAUGUAAUUGAACAAAUUAUAAGCCUGCAAACCAAUGAUAAUGGUGAAGGAAGCCCAGAGUCCAGCGUUCUUGAUGGGAUGAUACGACAAUUGCAGCAGCAGCAAGAUCAAAGAAUGGGCGCCGGUGGGGACGGGUUUCCAGGCGGCCUUGCCAAUGGGGAGGAAGCACCAUGGAGAGGUUUUAGAAGACUAAGCUUAGACAUCCAGUCCCCUCCAAAUAUUGGUCUACGUCGUAGUGGACAAGUUGAAGGUGUUCGUCAGAUGCAUCAGAAUGCUCCACGUAGUCAGAUUGCUACAGAACGAGACCUCCAGGCUUGGAAACGAAGAGUGGUUGUACCAGAGGUACCACUAGGCAUAUUUAGGAAGUUGGAAGACUUCAGGAUAGAGAAAGGUGAAGAGGAAAGAAAUCUUUAUAUAAUUGGAAGAAAAAGGAAGACUCUCCAGCUUUCACAAAAGUUUGAUUCGGUGGUUUUGAUGUCACAGUCUAGGCAGAGGGCAUGUAGACGUAAAUAUCCAAAUUAUGGUAGAAGAAAACUUGGACGGCUUGAGUUAUCUUCUGGAAAUGAAUCUUCAAGUUCUCUAAGACAUGAGACUUCCUGUGAUCAGAGUGAAGGUUCCUGUUCUUCUUCUGAAGAAGAAUGGAAAAGUGAUAGAAGAAGUGAAAGUGACAGUGAAAGCUCAAGUGACUCUUCAUCUAGAUAUUCUGAUUGGACAGCUGAUGCAGGCAUCAAUUUGCAGCCUCCUUUACGAACAUCAUCUCGUCGACGAAUUACCCGAUUUUGUAGUAGUUCAGAGGAUGAAAUGUCUCCUGAGAAUUUAUCUCCUCCAAAAAGGAGGAGAAAGAGAAAAAAAGAAAAUAAGCCUAAAAAAGAGAAUUUGCGAAGGAUGACUCCAGCAGAGCUUGCAAAUAUGGAACACUUAUAUGAAUUUCAUCCUCCAGUUUGGAUAACUGACACCACACUUCGAAAAUCUCCUUUUGUUCCUCAAAUGGGUGAUGAGGUAAUAUAUUUUCGACAGGGACAUGAAGCUUAUAUUGAGGCUGUCAGAAGAAAUAACAUUUAUGAACUGAACCCUAACAAGGAGCCAUGGAGAAAAAUGGAUCUGAGGGAUCAAGAAUUGGUCAAAAUAGUUGGAAUACGUUAUGAGGUUGGGCCUCCUACACUCUGUUGCCUCAAACUAGCAUUUAUAGAUCCUGCAACUGGAAAGCUUAUGGACAAAUCUUUCUCUAUUAGAUACCAUGAUAUGCCAGAUGUUAUCGACUUCCUUGUACUGCGUCAGUUUUAUGAUGAAGCAAGGCAGAGGGAUUGGCAGUCCUGUGACAGGUUCCGCUCUAUCAUUGAUGAUGCUUGGUGGUUUGGAACAGUGCUGAGUCAAGAGCCUUAUCAGCGGCAGUACCCUGAUAGUCAUUUCCAGUGUUACAUUGUUAGGUGGGACAAUACUGAAAUAGAAAAACUUAGCCCCUGGGAUAUGGAACCAAUUCCUGAUAAUGUUGAUCCCCCUGAAGAAUUAGGAGCUAGCAUUUCUGUCACUUUAGAUGAGCUAGAGAAAUUGCUGUACAAGCCACAAGAUGGUGAAUGGGGUCAAAAAUCAAGAGAUGAAGAAUGCGAACGAAUUAUUAGUGGUAUAGAUGAACUUUUGAAUCUCGAUAUAGCAGCAGCUUUUGCGGGUCCAGUUGAUCUGUGUACAUACCCGAAGUACUGCACCGUAGUAGCUUAUCCAACUGACCUUUACACAAUUCGAAUGAGACUUGUUAAUAGAUUUUACAGGAGGCUAUCUGCAUUAGUUUGGGAAGUCAGAUAUAUAGAACAUAAUGCCAGAACAUUUAAUGAACCUGAGAGUGUAAUUGCAAGAUCAGCAAAGAAGAUAACUGGCCAACUUCUAAAGUUUAUCAGGAAUCAAGACUGUACAAGUAUCUCAGAACUUUCUAACACUUCUGAAAAUGAUGAGCAAAAUGCUGAGGAUUUGGAUGACAGUGAUCUUCCAAAAACAUCUUUGGGAAGAAGGAAAGUCCAUAAUUGGAAAAAAAGGAGCACCAAAGCAACCAACUAUGUUGAAAGCAACUGGAAGAAACAGUGUAAGGAAUUAGUGAACUUAAUUUUUCAGUGUGAAGAUUCAGAGCCAUUUAGACAACCAGUUGAUUUGGUUGAAUAUCCAGACUACCGAGAUAUUAUAGACACUCCAAUGGAUUUUGGAACAGUAAGGGAAACUUUAGAAGCGGGAAAUUAUGACAGCCCUUUGGAAUUUUGCAAAGACAUCCGGUUGAUAUUUAGCAAUGCAAAAGCAUAUACACCAAACAAAAGAUCAAAGAUUUACAGUAUGACCUUGAGAUUGUCUGCCUUAUUUGAAGAAAAAAUGAAGAAAAUCUCCUCUGAUUUUAAAAUUGGUCAAAAAUUCAGUGAGAAACUUCGAAGAAGCCAGAGGUUCAAGAGACAACAAAACUGUAACCGUGUCAGUCAAGCUAACAACAGUAUCAGAAAUAUCAAGCAGAAGCGGUUGAAGUUUCAGACAAAAGUAAUUCCUGAGUUGGUAGGUUCUCCUACCCAGUCUGCCACCAGUAGGGCGGCUUAUUCUGCCCGUCAGAGGACAAGCACCAACAUCUCUUCAGGUGUUAGUUCUGGUGACUCUUCAGAUUCAGCAGGAUCUGCAGAAAGAACGAGAAGAAAUAGACCUGUCACUUUGAAAAACGGUUCUGUACUAUCUGAAAGUGAAAUGGAAGAUUCCUUGGGUACCUUGUCGUCGUCUUCAGCUUUCAAUAGUUCAGAGGAGAGCAGGGAGAGUUCAAGAGCUUGUGAGUCCUCCUUACGCAGUGGGCUGGCCAGGAGCAGAAAUCCCAGGGUGACCAGAACCAGGGCUGCUCAAAGAAAAACUGGUUCAGUUUCUUUGGAAAACGGAUGUGGCAGAAAAGCCACUCGAAAGAGAGUUUAUUUAAAUGACUCUGAUAAUAAUUCACUGGAGACUGGUGAGAGUCUAAAAGCCAGAGCUGGAAACAACCGGAAAGUGCUACGAAAGUGCGCCGCUGCAGCUGCGAGUAAGAUAAAGCUGAUGAGUGAUGCGGAGGAGAAUUCUAGCUCUCAGAGUGUCUGUUCUGGCCGCAAGCUGCCCCACCGCAAUGCUUCUGCUGUAGCUAGAAAAAAGUUAUUACAUAAUUCUGAAGAUGACCAGAGCUUAAAGUCAGAAAUUGAAGAAGAGGAGCUCAAAGAUCAAAAUCAGCCAUCCCCACUGUCCAAUUCUCAUGCUGCCCAGAGUACUGUCAAUGAAUCUGAAAAUGGAGAUUCAGAGUCAGAAAGUGAUUUGCGGGUAGCACGGAAAAAUUGGCAUGCUAAUGGUUACAAAUCCCAUACUCCAGCGAUUUCUAAGACAAAAUUUCUUAAAAUAGAGUCUUCUGAGGACGACUCUAAAAGUCAUGAUUCAGAUCAUGGCUGUAACAGAACUGCUGGCCCAUCAACACCUGGGCAGAAACUUAAGGCGAAAGACAUCUCGGAGGAAGAGGAAGAAACAGAUUCUGAACCAAGAAAGCAUGCUGGUAGGAGCAGCACCAGGUGCAAGAAUGCUACUUUCCUUAAAAAAGCGAAAGUCGUCAGUGAUUCAGAGGACUCUGAAUCUGAAGAACAAAAUAGAGAAGAUGAUGGAUGUCACAAAAGGGAAAUGAACCUGAUUUCAGGGAAUUUGAAGUGUGAACCUGUUGCUGGGUCCCUGUGGUUUUCAGACCAGGGAUCUGAUUUGGAGUCACAUGAUGACAAAACAAAAGAAAAAUCAAACAGUUGUAUGAAAGAUUCUACAUCACAAGACCAUGGACAAAGCAGAAAAGUUGCCAAGAAAAGGGUCUGUUCCAGUGACUCAGACAGCAAUUCAAAAGUGGUUACGAAAUCCUCAAAAGCCAAAACAGGUCUCAGGAUUCCUCGAAGAUGUGCAGCCACUGCUGCCAAUAGGAUUAACCUCCUGAAUGACGUGGAAGAUGUCAGUUUAGAGUGUGUGCGCACUCGAAGCAAAAGCAGAAGAAAGAAGCCCCUCCGUUUUCCUUGUACCACAGCUAAGAAAGUAGCGAGUGAUUCUGAGGGAGAUGGAAACUGGGGCGUGCCGAGUGAGCAGCGUGUCUGUGAAGGGAAGCUGCCUGAAGUCGACUCAGAAGGUGGCACAAAAAGUGUUAACCCGUCUUUAAACAGAGACUCCGACUCAGAAGGUACUUUGCCCUCAGAGUGCAAGAAGAGGCACACCGACAGCCGUGAAGCAGGCGUUCCACCUUCUGAGACAAAGAACCCCUCAACUGGGUCUUCAGAGGGAGAUUCAAAAAGCCAUAUUCCCGGGGUUGAGGUUGGUAGAAAAUCUUCUGAGUCAACUUUGGUGCAAAAAGCUACAGUGGAGAAUAACUUUGAAGAGGAACUGAACUAUGGGCUGCGCAGGUGGAAUGGCAGAAGACUUAGGACCUAUGGGAAGGCUCCUUUCAGUAAGACAAAAGUGAUUCAUGAGUCACAGGAAGCAACUGAGACGGAAGUAAAAAGGAGGAGACUGCAUCCUGAGUCGGAAAAUGUGAAAAUCUCUGAAACCACAGGGAGUUCAAAGUGUGGACCUGAUGCUAGUCCCAAGUCUGAUUCAGAGUUGGGAUCUGUAAGUGAAUCAGAUGUGGACUGUACUGGUGAUACAAAAACCAAAAAGAGGAAAACGAGAGGAAAAGCAAAAGUAGUUAGAAAAGAAUCUGUUCCUAGAGACAGAGAACCCAAUACAAAAAUGAGAACAUGUAUGCAUAAUCUGAAGGACACAGUGCAAAUGCCUAGUGAAACUCUGAGAGCAAAAAUGGUACCUGAGAAGGUCCCCCGCAGUUGUGCUACUGUGGCUGCAAAUAAAAUAAAGAUAAUGAGUAAUCUAAAGGAAACAAUUUCAGAACCAGAAAAUGUCUGGAUUAGAAAGAGCAGCAGAAAACUGCCCCAUCGAAAUGCUUCUGCUGCGGCUAAGAAAAAAUUACUGAAUGCUUAUAAAGAGGAUGAUACAACCAUAAAUUCUGAAAGUGAGAAAGAGCUAGAAGAUAAAAGCAAAAAAAAAAAAAUGUUUAGGUGGUUCAGAUCCUGGAAAGAAAAAGCCCAAUAGUAACUAUGAAAAUGUAGAAGUGGAAUUGAAAAUCAGGGGCCACAAGUAAACUGGCAGUUGCCUCCUGCUCCUAGCUGUACUGUUAACCCCUUGUUGGCACCUUCGGAGGAAUUUCCUAAAAACCAUAAUCCAGUGGGUCAAAGUGGGACGAAGGCUGCCUCCCAGUCAGCUCUUGUACAGACACACACUACAGAGGAUUCUGAGGAGGAAUAGACUGUGGAGCCUGUAGAUGGAGAGGCAGGAAGAAAAGACAAAUGGCCUGUCAUAAGAUUAGUCCUUUUCAGAAAGGAAGGGCCUUGAAGAAAUAAAUCCCUUGGUUCCUUAGAGAAAGAAAAUAAUGGGAAGUGUACAGGGUCCAUAGCAGAAACUUCAAAAGACUGAAAAAAAUUUCAGAAUUUCAAUCUGAUGCUAAUUUUUAAGGGUUCUGUAUUAGAGUAUAGAAAUUCAGACCAUCACUAUGGUGUUACUGCUGAAUGAAGAGGGAAAAUAGGUACAUUUCAAGGGGAAGUGCCUUUGAGCCUAUUUGACGUUUGAGUGCAUCAAGUACUUUAACAAGAUCCAGUCUCUAUAGUUCACAACCCCAAAAGUCAAAACCAAUUUAAACUAGUAGACCCAGGGAUUCAAAGGUGGGGAUGUUGAUUGAGUUCUGAAGUGCAGUGAUGGAAAUAGACAAUUAGAGAAAAUUCAUUAGUGUCUUGUUUAUAAUAUUGGAAUUCAUACUGAAUGGUGACUGACUCCUUGAUAUGACUAAUUCAGGGAAUAUAUACUUUUCUAUGAAAGAUCAAUAUGAUUAUCACGAUUUAUGUUCCUCAUUUUUACUUUCAUGUAGCAGCAUUUACUGAGAUGCCAAAAUGUGCCUCAUUAUGAGGCAGGUCUUAGUUUUAAUAACUCAGAAAAUAAAAGAUAUUAACAUCAAAAUAGUCAUGUUUUUAGAGACACAGUGACAUCCUCUUUUGUUUCUCUACAGCACUUUAAAAGUUAGAAUUUUAUGAACACUGAGCAAAUUUAUUACAGUCUCAUGGCAACAAACUCUAAUGGCAGCAUAUCUGGGCUAUUUGUGGCCCCACUAGGAUUAGAAAAUCUGGUCUUGAAACUAUAAAGAAUUUUUUUCAAUGAGGCUUAAUUUAUUGUUAAUAUGUAUUUGUUGAAAUUAAGAUCACCAGAUGAAAUGAAUGCACCAUCAAAUCUUUCUAAUGUACUAACAACAUACUAUUGGAAAAAUGAAUUGUUAGAAGCAGGUGUUUUUCCAUUUAAAAAUUAUCUGUGAUUAUUAAUAUAUGAUUUGCAUGUAUAAAUCUGCAAAAGUAAAAUAUAGAAGCCUAAGGGGUUUCUGUUUCUUUUUCACUAAAAAACUAAUAUAACAUGUAUUUUUUGGUUAUACAGGUAGGACAAUGUCUAGAUUACUUGCAAAAUUUGUGAUUGCAUGUCUGCUUAAAAAGUUUUAUUUUCUUAGCAUAAGCCAGAAUAUUUCUAACCUAUGGAGUCUGUAUUCUUUGCUGUUUGUAGUAAACUUUAGGCUGAAAUACUGAUACCAGUAUCCUGUUAUUAGUACAAGUGAGGAAGGGAAAAAUUCCUAAUAAACUGCUAAUAUUUUUAGGUGCAUGGGGCUUGAGUUUUGAUCGCGAAUGAAAUGUUUAAACCUAUUUGCAGACCCAUAUUUACACUUAAUUUCAUAGAAAUUUCUUAUUGGUGAUUUGUAUCUUCAACAAAUACCAUAAAAUGAAAAUAUUUAAGUCUCAGUUAAGACUUUUAUGCAAACUUUUUUGACAAUUUCAGUGUAAUGAAAAUUUCAGUUUUGAAUUCAUAAUUUACUGUGGUGGGGUUCAUUUCUAUCAGUAUUUUAGAUUGUCAUCAGCUUUCUGAAUGGAAUCUUUUUCUUGGUUUAGUAUUUAAUUUCAACAUAUAUUUGCCUUUUUAAAAGUGCUUGGCCUAAAUUUAUUGUAAUUGCAUGAAAUAAGCAUUUAUUUAAAACUUAACAUUCUUGUAAAACUCUGAAAUGUAUGCAGGAUUUAUAUGGCCAAAUGUUUUAUCAUUACCCUACUUACCAUUUUAAUCAGCUUUCUAGAAAUGAUUUCUUCGUAAUAUAAUUGUGAAAUCAAAUUGAGGAUCUUACUGGUAAAAAUGACACCUUGUUUCAUUUAGCAAAAGGACUAAGACAAAGUGAUAUCCAACCUUUUAUUUUGCAAUUCUUUAAUUCUAUAAAACCAAUUAACCUGGGAAUAUAAUGCAGUUUUAAAAUAUCACCUUGGUAAUCUUGUAUAUUCUAGCUCAGUUAUACCCGAAGUUUCCUAAGCACUUACUGGAUAGCAGUUUGGUCUUACUGUUUUGCUUCAAAACUCAACCCUUUAUUUUACAGUAAUGUGUGUAAAGUUGCUACAUACUGAUGUCAUGUAAAUGCUUUUGUUGAUCAUUGUUUCUCCACAUCCUAAAACAAAAUGUUUCUAGCAAUUUCUGAGACUUUCUGAUUAUGUCCAGAGGCUCCCCUAACCCCAAAUUAGUAUUUAACUGACAAUUUAUUGAGGGUUCCAAAAUGUAAGCAGCGCCAUCUACUUCCAAUACAACUUAAUCUAGGGAAAUGGAUUGUUUCAUUGCAACACUAAAUCUUUUCGUUUUUAUUUAAACUGUGUGGUAAAGUCCUGUUUUCUCUCCUGCU